GCCUUUGGGGGACGGCUCGGCUCGCUCUCCACAUUGGCUCAGCUGUAGAAGCCGCUGCUUCGCUUCUUCUACAACAGUUUGUUCCAGCUCACCUGGUGGAACAUCUUUCCAGUCAGUAAUGUAUAUGUGCUGCCCUGCUAAAGACUGAACGUAAAUAAAGAAAAGGCUUGAGGAAGCAUUGUGAGAAGAAGAGCAGAGAAAUCCACACCAGCAGCAAGACUCCUGGAAACUCAACUCUAGGGGACCGUGCUCUCACAUGAUGGAGAAGCCUGCCCUGGAUUCCAGUGAGGAGAGAGCCUGGUUGGGAGAAGACCAGUCUGAAAUGAAGCUUGCAGCAAUCCCUGAAACAGCAGAAUCAAAUGAUGAAGAUCGGCCUGCCUGGGAUUCUAAAAUGCAGUAUGUGUUGGCUCAGGUUGGCUUCAGCGUGGGCUUAGGGAAUGUCUGGAGGUUUCCAUAUCUUUGCCACCAAAAUGGAGGAGGGGCUUUCAUGAUCUUGUAUGUUUUUCUUUUACUGAUUGUGGGAGUCCCCCUGUUUUUUAUGGAGCUGGCAGCUGGCCAAAGUAUUCGACAAGGAAGCAUUGGCGUUUGGAAACACAUCUCCCCAAAGCUGAUAGGGAUCGGCUUCUCCAGCUGUGUGGUCUGCUUUUAUGUAGCUCUUUACUACAAUGUCAUCAUUGCAUGGAGUCUUUUCUACCUGGGAAAUUCCUUCCAGUAUCCUUUGCCGUGGGAACAGUGCCCAACUGAUGUAACCACCAAUGAAACAGUAAAGGAAUGUGCGAGUAGCUCCCCAACGCCAUAUUUCUGGUUCAGGAAAGCGCUGGACAUCACCAAUUCCAUAGAGGAAUCUGGAGAGUUUAACCUCUUCAUGACGGGCUGCUUAUUGGCUGCUUGGGCGAUUGUUUCGCUGGCUAUGAUCAAGGGCAUCAAGUCCUCUGCAAGGGUGAUGUACUUUUCUUCAGUUUUUCCCUACGUGGUGCUCUUCAUUUUCCUCAUCAGAGGGUUGUUAUUGGACGGAGCAAUAGAUGGAAUCACAUAUAUGUUUUAUCCCAAACUGGAAAUAUGGGGAAACGUUCAGGUGUGGCGACAGGCAGCUACUCAGGUGUUUUUUGCCCUGGGUUUGGGCUACGGCUCCGUUAUCGCGUAUUCCUCCUAUAAUCCGUUCCACAACAAUUGCCACAGGGACGCCCUGAUGGUCUCUUGUAUCAACUUUAUGACAUCUGUGCUGGCCUCACUGGUGGUUUUCGUGGUGCUGGGUUUCCGGGCUAAGACCAUUGCCCUACACUGCGUUGCUGAAAAUCUUGGUGUGUUAACUCAUAUGUCUUCUAAUGGAUCCAGCCAGUAUUGGUGGCCUCCAUUCAAUGUUACAGAUCCGAGCUCCGUGUCACUGCCUGAAUACAGACAGUGGUACAAUGAGUACGGCUCCAUGCUGGGUCCUCAGUUCACUGACUGCAAUUUGGAGGAGGAGAUGAACAAGGGCGUCGAGGGGACAGGUCUGGCAUUCAUAGCAUUCACUGAAGUGAUGGCCCUCUUCCCGGCCAGCCCCUUCUGGUCCAUACUGUUUUUCCUCAUGCUCCUCAACCUGGGCCUGAGCACCAUGUUCGGAACCAUGCAGGGAAUCCUCACACCUCUCAUGGACAACUUUAAACUCUUGGGGCGCCAUCGGACCUUCCUUACAGUGUUCAGCUGUGCUUUAGGGUUCAUAAUCGGAUUAUUGUUCACCCAGCGAUCUGGCAAUUAUUUCGUGACAAUGUUUGAUGACUACUCUGCAACCCUACCACUAGUCAUCGUUGUGAUUUUCGAAACAAUUAGUGUGGCGUGGGUUUAUGGCACAGAUCGUUUCCUGGAUGAUAUUGAACUCAUGCUCAAGUGGCGCCCUCCAGUGGUGUACAAAUAUCUCUGGAAAUACGUAUGUCUGCUGGCAAUGAUUAGUCUUCUUGCUGCCAGUUUAUUGCGAAUGGUUUUUAAGGGACCCACAUACACAGCCUGGAAUCAAACAACAGCUUCUGAGAUUACUCUUGAGUACCCAGGCUGGGCCCUGACUAUGAUCGUCAUGCUCAUAGUGUUCGCCAGCCUUCCCGUGCCCAUUGGCUACAUCUAUUCCUUGCUGAAAAACCACAACGCCCUCGCCGUUCCUUCCCAGGAGAGCCCCGGCCCAGAGGUGCACCGCGAGCUGUAUACCAAGUGCAACUCCACUGAUCAGCUGGACUCCAAUUCUCAUCCGGCACCCUGUGAGGAAGACGGGGUUCAUCCUAGGACUUCCUUCCUGCCGGUGGGCAACGAGCAGUACCGCCUCCUGCCCCAGCAGGAUGAGGAAGAGGAAGAGGAGCAAGACACAGGGGUCUGAGGGUGAUAUUUGGGCAGAUGAAAUUUUGGACUGUGAUGACAAAUAGCAAGAACAGGGAGAGCACAAAGGUACAGACUAAUGUGAAAACAGUCAGUUACAGCAUUUUUUAAAUAUCUUUAUAUUUAGCAAACACUAAAUAAGCCCAGAUCAUUUUAAGUAUUUAUAUUAAAUGUGACUCCUCCGUUUGGCUUCCUACCUCCACUUUCUGAACCAUGCAUAAGCUGUCUAAAGAACAUAAUGCUACUAGUUUUGACCACCUUGAUUUCAUGUGGGAGUCAUAACUGAUCGGCCAGUGAUUAAUCAUGCAACCAAUGAUCUUUGUGGAGAUUGUUUUUAGAUAAAUAAGAUUUAUUUUGCAAGAAAAAAUUCUACUUUGAAAAACUGG
Girardinichthys multiradiatus is the source of this 2729-nucleotide messenger RNA. RefSeq names its product sodium-dependent neutral amino acid transporter B(0)AT2-like. The record is from RefSeq and is a predicted model, not a curated record. Gene Ontology annotation, biological process: sodium ion transmembrane transport. The coding region runs from base 257 to 2344 and encodes 695 amino acids. The transcript has 12 exons. Gene Ontology annotation, cellular component: membrane. Lineage: Eukaryota; Metazoa; Chordata; Actinopteri; Cyprinodontiformes; Goodeidae.